AUGCGCGGCGAAGCUUCCUGCGAAAAUUCUAUGCACGCAGGCGGCAGGCGGCAGGCGGCAGGCAUGCACACCUACCGCUUGCCCUGCCCUUUCCAUGAAGAAUCGAAUCUAUUGAGGCAGGAAAGAGCGAUACCAGAAUCUGUACCUGCCUAUCCAUCUGACGUGUCUUCCCUCAGUCUGCAAUCCUUCAACUCGUACAAUAGAAGCCCGAACGGUAUGGAGUAUUUUGGGAAGCUCGAAAGGUACGUGGCUUGCGUGGUUCUCAAAACUGCCCACGCCGUCCGCGUUCUAAUUACGGUGCGAAUCCUCUUUUGCAAACAGCAGACUGCAGAGACAUCUCCAUCCAACAACUGCCCACCCACCACGCCACCAAUCUAUAGCAAUCUGCAGCCAAACGCCCUGUCAACCUACCGCCCGCCUCAACCUUGCUCGCAAGCUGAGAAUAUGAAAACAGGCUUGGGCUGUCUGCACCGGCAUGGACGUGGAAGCAUCGCGGAAGAGGAAGAAGCCAUUGUGGCAAAAUGUUUGCUUCUGGAAGCCUUCCCCCUUUGUCCUAGCAACUUUCCAAUCUCCGGUGAUGUUUAUGGCUGGUCCCAACUGGCAAAACUGGCAACCAUGAAUUGGAUCCCGAUCCUUCUUCUGCCCCAAAAUCUACGUCCGUGGGAGCGCCAACAAACGCACGCGGCACCUCAUGCUUCCUGGCCCUUACCAUGGUGGAACCACAGGAACUUCUUCUGCUUGGUCGGCGGCUGCGGGUGGAACACAGCACUGAAGUCUGACACUAACGCGCCCACGGCGACGCAGCGGCAGCACCCAACGAACGACAUCCGACAUGGGUUAUCUUGUUCAAACCUCGCUGGAGACCCAGAAGACCAUGGAGACCUAGGCCAGCCCACGACUUCCAAGUCACGUAUGGAUACGGAGUAUUCGCUUUCCCAAUCCCGGAUGCUUGUACGGAGGCACGGAGGCUGGAGCAGUCAGCCAAUCGAGCCCGUGCCGGGAACUUGCCUCUUUGUCACUUACAACACCGCAGCCACGAAACCACCUGAUCCCGGACCAUGCCGGCCACAUGCACCUGGGUCCUUCUCCCUGGGUUUUAACCACCUGAAGCAUGGCAUAAGACAAUAUAGUCAGCCCAGUUCUACGCUCCAGCAGCGUGUUGCAUUGCGGUGUACGAAUACAACAGAUGAAUGGCCCACGGUACGAUGCAGGGACCCAACGAUGCGAAAAAUCUCCGUAGCGCCGACGGCGUCGCCGGGACCCCGAAUCGCACCGCAAAGACGGUGCCUACGAAUACUUGUCGUGUCUAUCCCACACAUUCCCGAGCCCGACAUCCGCUCCAACGAAGACGCCCGGCCUCAACUGCCCCAAUUCCCCAGCCUUCGCAGCUUGGUAGAACGGUGGGAAGACCGAAGGACGACGGGAGGCUACAUGCCCAGGCGAACCCGGCCGGCCGACCCAACAAAUAGGUUACCGUCUCCGAGUCGCGCCGCGCCGCCGAUUCAAGUAUCGCAAUGGCGUUGGGCGCUACACGGUCAACAUCCGUUGUUGGGAGGAAACCCGAUAGCUCCCAAACCCUUGGGUGCAAUCUCGACAUACAUACUCACUGCGGAUACAAAUUUUGCCCACAAUCUCACGGCCGCAUUGACAUCAAAUCUAGAAACACCACCAGCCCGGCCAUCAGGACUGGAUCUUGAGAGUCUGAGCAGUCUUCGGCUAUCGCCUUCUGCGGUUUGCGAUCUCAUGGCCAACAUGUGGAUGCCCAUACUUCGUUCUUGCUACCUGAAGCUGCCACCUACACAGAGGGACAUGACUCUUGACGGCCCGCUCACGUUCCAUGCCCAAGUACAGACUACAGACACGCAGAAUACAUACAACUGUACGGAUACUGGACCCUGCUCUCGUGCCCGGGCUCCGCCGCCCGUCCCUGAUACCGCGGAAGAGCAAGACAGGAUGAGAAUACAGAUACUCGGUAACUUGACUCUCCGCGCCGCCAAUUUCAGUCUCAUUGCUCUGUUUUGGCGGGCCAAAGGCGGGCAGAAAAUAUUGCCAGAAAGCAUGGAGUCUAUGCGCGCAAAACGGCGUGGGGUUUCCGCUCACCCAGAAUUGUCUCGUAAGAAGAAACGGGUGCUACCCGAGUAUACAGAUUUCUCAACGAACCCCCUUUCUCACGAAACCUCGACCCCUUCAAAACCCAUUUUGAGUCCACGCGAGGAGCAAAGCGGAAGGGAGAUGGGGCUGGCUGAGAAGAGAAACCCUCAAAACCCCUGGGUCGAUCGUGGGAGCUGGACCCUGGCGUUUUACGGAGUCGUGGGACGUGGAACACACAUGCGUUUGACCGCCGGAAACACCUUUGCCCCUUCCAAGGACCAGAAAAAAAAAGAGAAGAGAGUCCGUCGAGCCCCCAACGACAACGCGUCGAAGUGGGAAAGGCUCCCCUGGUCCCCAUACCAGUGGCUUCUCUGGGAGAAUCUCGUUCACACUCCCGGCCUUUGCAUCCCCGCUACGCUACAGAAAAGCCAAGGAAACCAAGCAUCCCACAAGUCCGGCGCGGAAGGGAUUCUCGCCGGCGUCCCGCACCUGAAACUUGGACUUGUUCAACUUUUUGGCUCGUCUCUACAGGUUGUUCUUGUACGCGGCCGGCACCGGACCCGAGCCAUUGGGGGUGGCAUUCACUUUGACGAGACAAAAAUGAUUCAGGCAGGCAGACAGGCAGCUGUCACGAUAUCCAUCCCAUCGCCUUCGGCAACGCAUAGUUGCCUGGACCCGAUCUUGAACACCCAUGUGAUGAUCGAAAUUUUGGUUGAAGCAAAGUCCAGCCGGCUAGGCACUUCGGCCAAGUCAAGGGGACGGAGGCUUACACAUGUCGUUGAUGCGGAUGAACUCGUCGCAGGGCGCCUGCGAAGGGAUUCAUAG
Messenger RNA from Colletotrichum lupini, 2916 nucleotides. RefSeq lists its product as uncharacterized. The coding region runs from base 1 to 2916 and encodes 971 amino acids. The transcript has 21 exons. NCBI's taxonomy places the organism in Eukaryota, Fungi, Ascomycota, Sordariomycetes, Glomerellales, Glomerellaceae. The record is from RefSeq and is a predicted model, not a curated record.